This is a messenger RNA of Erythranthe guttata (spotted monkey flower), 705 nucleotides long. The record is from RefSeq and is a predicted model, not a curated record. Lineage: Eukaryota; Viridiplantae; Streptophyta; Magnoliopsida; Lamiales; Phrymaceae.
GAUAAUGAUGGCUUCCGAAAAUGCUUCAAGAUCGCCGAUUUGGGAUGUUCAUCGGGGACUAACUCCCUUUUCGUAAUUUCACAUAUAAUCGAACAAAUCGAAGAGAUCUGCAAAGAGAAAAAUGGCAGCAGCCAUUCACCUAAUGAGUAUCAAGUGUUUCUGAAUGACCUCCAUGGAAAUGAGUUCAAUACCCUCUUCAACCUUCUGCCCAAUUUUUAUGAUACACUUAAUAAUGAUAAUAAUCAAAGUAAAAAAUUAUGUUUUAUAUCCGUUUUACCGGGAUCAUUCUACGGCAGAUUGUUCCCAAGCAAUAGCCUCGAUUUCGUUCAUUCAUCCUACAGUCUCACUUGGCUUUCUCAGGGGGUGAUCAAGGAGGCUGAUUUGCAUUCAUUCAACUUGCCUAUAUACACACCAAGCAAGGAAGAAGUCGAGGGAAUAGUUCGAAGUGAAGGGUCGUUUAAUCUUGAGAAACUCGAGAGAUUUCUAAUCCCGUGGGACGCAAAUGAUGGAAAUAGUAACGCUACGACUGCGGAAAUCGUAGCCAACUUCACCCGGGCUUUUACGGAGCCAAUCAUGGCUGCACAAUUUGGGAGCUCCAUUAUGGAUGAGAUGUAUGAAAGGUUUGGACAUAAACUGGGAGAGCUUCAAUCGUCUACGGACGCACCACCGUUCUCUAAUAUGGUCAUCUCCUUAUGUAAGAAAUGA